CCCCUUACACCAUUUCUUCCCUUCUUCCAGGUCAUUUUUAGGGGAGGAAAUGCAGACAUAGAGGGUACUGACCCCAGAAACAGAUCAGGAGGUUCAUACUUGCCUGAGGUGUAACACUUUCCCAGCGAUUUAUGGUAACCCACUCUGACCCCUCCACACCACUGUUCCACAUAGCUCCUGAACCAUGGGAGAAAAUGAGGAUGAGAAGCAGGCCCAGGCCGGCCAGGUCUUUGAGAACUUUGUGCAAGCUACCACAUGCAAAGGCACCCUCCAGGCCUUCAACAUCCUCACCUGCCUCCUGGACCUAGAUCCGCUGGACCAUAGAAACUUCUACUCUCAGCUCAAGUCCAAGGUGAACACCUGGAAAGCCAAGGCCCUAUGGCACAAACUGGAUAAGCGUGGCUCCCACAAGGAGUAUAAACGAGGGAAAGCCUGCAUGAACACCAAG
Cricetulus griseus (Chinese hamster) is the source of this 448-nucleotide messenger RNA. The record is from RefSeq and is a predicted model, not a curated record. Lineage: Eukaryota; Metazoa; Chordata; Mammalia; Rodentia; Cricetidae.